CCAAAAACGUCCCACUUUGAGCAUUUGAAAAGGUGGCUCCUAAUAAUUUCACCAAAAAAAAAAAAAAAAUGAUCAAAACAAUCGGGUUACCAUGACAACCAAAGCCAAACUUUUGUAAGCUACGCAUUAAAUGUAACAUGAGUCAGCCCCAUUAGUGCUGUUAAGUACACCGGUAACCAAUGUAGGAACUGUACAUUUCAGUUUUCAUUUCCCAGUCGGACUUAUUUGAGGUCAUUACCUUGAUUCCGCGCUGUUCAAUCCGCCGUUGGAAACCAACAUGGCAACAACAACAGCAACAACUAAAGUUCCUGAAGUACGAGAUGUUACCAGGAUUGAAAGAAUUGGAGCCCAUUCACAUAUCCGUGGCCUUGGACUAGAUGAUGCUUUGGAACCUAGACAGGUUUCCCAAGGGAUGGUGGGUCAGCUUGCAGCCCGUCGAGCUGCUGGUGUAAUCUUAGAGAUGAUAAAAGAAGGGAAGAUCUCUGGCAGAGCAGUACUAAUUGCUGGACAGCCUGGCACUGGAAAAACAGCCAUUGCUAUGGGUAUGGCUCAGGCCUUGGGACAAGACACUCCAUUCACAGCAAUUGCUGGCAGUGAGAUCUUUUCCUUAGAAAUGAGUAAGACUGAGGCACUGACCCAAGCUUUCCGACGCUCGAUUGGCGUCCGAAUCAAGGAAGAGACAGAAAUUAUUGAGGGUGAGGUGGUAGAAAUCCAAAUAGACAGACCAGCCACAGGAACGGGUACUAAAGUAGGUAAAUUGACACUAAAGACAACAGAGAUGGAGACAAUUUAUGACCUUGGAACAAAAAUGAUUGAAUCCUUGACUAAAGAAAAGGUCCAAGCUGGUGAUGUCAUCACUAUUGACAAAGCAACAGGAAAGAUAACUAAGCUUGGUCGUGCAUUCACUCGUGCCCGGGACUAUGAUGCCAUGGGGUCACAGACCAAGUUUGUUCAGUGCCCAGAUGGAGAACUGCAAAAGCGUAAGGAAGUGGUGCAUACAGUAACUCUGCAUGAGAUAGAUGUGAUCAACAGCAGGACCCAGGGCUUCCUUGCUCUCUUUUCAGGAGACACUGGAGAGAUAAAGAUGGAAGUCCGAGAGCAAAUCAACGCUAAAGUUGCAGAGUGGAGGGAGGAAGGAAAAGCUGAGAUUAUCCCUGGGGUUUUAUUUAUUGAUGAGGUGCACAUGCUAGAUAUUGAGAGCUUUUCCUUUCUGAACCGGGCCCUGGAAAGUGACAUGGCCCCUGUAUUGAUCAUGGCUACAAAUCGAGGAAUCACUAGAAUCCGUGGAACAAAUUAUCAGAGUCCCCAUGGAAUACCUCUUGAUUUACUGGACCGCAUGCUUAUCAUAUCCACAACUCCAUACAAUGAAAAGGAGACAAAACAGAUCCUUAAAAUUAGAUGUGAAGAAGAAGAUGUUGAAAUGAGUGAAGAUGCUUACACAGUUCUAACAAGGAUUGGUUUAGAAACAUCACUCCGUUAUGCUAUUCAGCUUAUUACAGCUGCAAGCUUAGUCUGCCGCAAGAGAAAGGGUACAGAGGUGCAGGUAGAUGAUAUCAAGCGGGUUUAUUCACUCUUUCUUGAUGAAUCCAGAUCUACACAGUACAUGAAGGAAUAUCAGGAUGCUUUUAUGUUCAAUGAGUUAAAAAGGGAUGCAAUGGAUACAUCUUGAUAAUGGUUACGAGAGACCAUUAUUAGUGUCAGAGGUGACUGAUUUAAUUUGUAAAUCCACAAUUGCGCAUUCUUCCAAAAGCUGUCUCAUCAUUUUUUUUUAAUCAACUUUAAAAACUCAGUUCAGUUUUAUAAAUUAAACAUGUUUUUCCAGAGAA
This is a messenger RNA of Protopterus annectens (West African lungfish), 1826 nucleotides long. RefSeq names its product RuvB like AAA ATPase 2 (gene RUVBL2). Gene Ontology annotation, biological process: regulation of transcription by RNA polymerase II; box C/D snoRNP assembly; chromatin remodeling. Bases 278 to 1669 code for a protein of 463 amino acids. The transcript has 15 exons. The record is from RefSeq and is a predicted model, not a curated record. Gene Ontology annotation, cellular component: Swr1 complex; R2TP complex; NuA4 histone acetyltransferase complex. Gene Ontology annotation, molecular function: ATP hydrolysis activity; ATP binding; DNA helicase activity. NCBI's taxonomy places the organism in Eukaryota, Metazoa, Chordata, Ceratodontiformes, Protopteridae.